GAUUUUAUUUCUCUUACUUUUAGGUAAAGAAUAGAGUAUACCAACAUAAAUAUUGAAGCUUAUUUUGUUAUUUGUACUAUUUCCUCAGUAUUGGUGUUCAAUAUGAGUUUUAUGUAAGCUGGAAGUAGAUACAGUGCCUUACGAUGUCUGAUCGACUUACUAACUCCAGAAGGUUUGCCUAUCCUAGGUUUUUAGCUGGGAUGACAAAGUACAUGGUGAUGCUGCCAGCUGAGAUAGGAGACGAGGUAGAACAAAUUGUGGGAGUAGGAAGAAGAUGACUAGUUUAAUUUUGGGCAGACGGGCUUUGAAUGUUGAGGUAAUGCAGGUUUAUUACAUGGGAACAGUGUUCCUGUGCUGAUAGUUUAAUUAGUGUAGUGUAUACUUAUUUAAGGAGGUAACUUGAGGAACAGAGAUGUAAAUCAAUAUGCUUGUAUUUUCUGUCUGUUUCUCUUUGCAAAUGACAUAUCCUUGAAAUGAUCACGUUUUCUGAACCUGAGGGUCAAAAUAAAGGAGGAAAUGAGCCCGGUGAAUUAGCAAACGGGGAAGUGGGAGGUGACCAGAGUGAGAGGAUGAAAAAUCAAAUUAAGCAGACGAUGGACAUUUCUCGGACCCAAACUGCAAUAUCGGUGGUUGAAGAGGAUCUAAAACUUUCACAAGUUAAGCUUAGAGUGUCGAUGUCCACUGAGUGUAACCUGAAAGACCAAAUAAAGAAAUUAGAAGAUGAUCGCAGUUCCCUGGAGGCUGCCAAAGCUGGACUAGAGGCUGAGUGCAGCACCUUGAGGGAGAAAGUGGAGGUUCUGAACGAGCUCUAUCAGCAGAAGGAGAUGGCUCUGCAGAAGGGAGAUGUGGGAAGGGAGGGUUGCUCUGGAAAUAGAUUACGAUGUGUAUGGUAUGGGUUUAGUUGGGAAUCACCCCCAUUAAUAUCCCUUGCGGUCGUCCUGCUUUCCCUUCCACUUGCAUGUACAACCAACAACAUGACUACGGUGAAACUGUUGACUCCUGUGCCACCCUUUCACCUGCCUGAGCUGUCUGUCAGUGGGAACAAAUGGGAGUGCAGUUUCAUUGCACUGGUUCUGCUGUUUGGACAAGUGCCUGACAUCUGCUUCCCUGGGUUUCAGCUUUUACUGGUGUUGGUGCUUUUGUCUGUCAUACCAGAGUACUUCAGAACUUUAAUUGCUUCUGCUCUGCAGGUGAAUAUGGCUACAAAAGGGCCCCCUCAUUUCCCAGGGGUGCCCUUCAUGGGCUCCCCUGUGGGAGGCCCUCUCCCACCGCCCAUUCGCUAUGGACUGCCGCCUCAACUCUCCGGGCCUCCACCGCCCAAGCAGUACGGACUGCCGCCUCAACUGUCCGGGCCUCCACCGCGCAGUCAGUAUGGACUGCCGCCUCAACUCUCCGGGCCUCCACUGCCCAGUCAGUAUGGACCGCCGCCUCAACUGUCCGGGCCUCCACCGCCCAGUCAGUAUGGACCGCCACCUCAACUGUCUGGGCCUCCACUGCCCAAUCAGUAUGGACCGCCGCCUCAACUCUCCGGGCCUCCACCGCCCAAUCAGUAUGGACUGCCGCCUCAACUCUCCGGGCCUCCACCGCCCAAUCAGUAUGGACCGCCGCCUCAACUGUCCGGGCCUCCACCGCCCAGUCAGUAUGGACUGCCGCCUCAACUCUCCGGGCCUCCACCGCCCAUUCAGUAUGGACCGCCUCCCCAGCUCUGCGGGCCCUUUGGACCUCGGCCACUUGGUCCACAAUUCGGUCCUGGUCCAUGCCCACCACUAGGCGUAAGAGAAUAUGCACCAGGUGUUCCACCUGGAAAAGGGGACCUGCCUGUCGACCCUCGAGAGUUUUUACCGGGACACGCACCUUUUACACCUCCAGGCAAUUUUGUCCCGAGAGAAUACUUUAUUCCUGGUGCCCAAUUACCACCCCCAACCCACGGCCCCCAGGAUUAUCCACCUUCUGCUGCAAGAGACUUACCACCUUCCGGCUCUCGAGAUGAGCCCACGUCUGACUCGCAGAGCAGUGGCAAGGACUCCUCAUCGGCCUUAAAACACAGCCCCUAAGGGACCUCUGACUCUUAGUCCAAGAGAAGGUGAACCGUGCACUCUUGGGUUACAGUAAAGGAUUUUAUUGGCUUCAAAAUCCAAAAGUUUAUUUUCAAAGGUUUUAGAACUAAGCUGCCCUGGCAGUGUGCAUUUUUGAGCCAAACAAUUAAAAAAUAGCAUUUUCUCCCCUAAAUGGAAGCCACCUCGGAUUCUAGCACCUUCUUACAACUUUGAAAUGUGCAAUAAAGAAUACCUGUGUUUCAUUAAUGUAGCAUAUGUAACUGCUAAAUGAUUUAGAGCGUCAUGAAAAAUAACAUUUCCUGUGGAAAUGCUAUAAGAACACGUAUUUCCCUUUAUCCUAUUUUUAGUGUACAUUGGUUGAAUACAGAGCAACAAUGUUUAUAAGUUUGAUUUUUUAAAAUAUCUGGUCAUGAAGACUGUUACAUUAAAAUGUUUACUAAAAGAUCACGCCACUCUCUCCCCUCUUGCUGAGGUUCUCUGUAGUAAUACUUCAUAAAAAUUUCCUUAUUAAUAUUU
This is a messenger RNA of Equus caballus (horse), 2573 nucleotides long. The record is from RefSeq and is a predicted model, not a curated record. Lineage: Eukaryota; Metazoa; Chordata; Mammalia; Perissodactyla; Equidae.